AGUUAACACUUUAAAUCAUCACACUCCCCAAUGUUUGGUUAUGUUUUUCUCCUCCGAAAAUGGUGAAAAUAAUAUUUAUAUGUUUAACUGAUUGAAUGGAGUAUAUUCUUAAGAGCUUUUACAACUAUACGUUAAUGAUUACAGGAUAAGAAGCUUGCGCAGUAACUAUGACGAUUACAAAACCUACGGAAGUGAUACUAACAAAGCGAAGAUGCGCCAAAUGCGAGGCGUUGGCGGCCGUUUUGGACACGCCACCUUGGUUGCUAGGGGGUGUGGUUAAUAAAGGCCCAAGGUCACACGAAAGUUGGUGCCAAAGAAGAGCUCGGUAUGAGGCCUAUAACUAUGAAUCGAAGAUGUCGGACAAGAAGUUUAUCGAUGAGAUGGUGAAAGCCCACAACGAAUACAGAUCCAGACAUCAGGCAAAAGAUCUCAAACAUGCGAAGGACCUGACGGAGUUUGCUCAGAAGUGGGCCGACCACCUCGUGGCUACCAACAGUUUUGAGCACAGCAAUUGUGAUUUGAAAGGCGACAGGCUUGGAGAAAACAUUGCCAUGAAGUGGUCGUCAAGGCCCGAUGCUUAUUCUGGUCAAGACGCGACAGACCAAUGGUACAGCGAGGUCAAGCAGCACACAUUUGGGGGUGAACCUCGCACCCUAUCCUCGGGACAUUUUACUCAGGUUGUUUGGAAAGGCAGCAAAGAAAUGGGUGUCGGCAAGGCCCAGUCAAAGGAUGGAAAGACCAUCGUUGUUGCAAGCUACAGACCUGCAGGAAACAUGGGGGGAAAAUUUGCUGAAAAUGUUCUUCCCCCGAAGGACGGGAAAAUUAUACUGCCUGUGCAAAAAGACACCAGCAGCAGUGGCGGACCGUUUGCAAGCAGAUUCGGCGAUGGAGGUGCCUCUGGAGGUACCGAGCGAAAAACCACCAAGACAAUCACCCGAACGGAAGGUGGAGUGAAAAAGACAAUCGUAGAGGAAACCAUAAUCAAAGCUGACGGAUCCAAGGUCACGACGACACGGGAGACAACUUCCACUGAUGGCGGUGACGCUGGACGUUUCAAGGGUGACGAUGACUUCGAGAAACUUGCCCUCUCGGAUGACAAGUUAAAGAGUAACGGUUCAAAAAGCAAGAGCAAGAAGCGAGACUCGAGUUCCUCUUCUUCAUCAUCUUCUGACGACGAGAAAAAGAAAUCAAAGGACAAAAAGAAAGAUAAGGCUGAUAAACCACAGAAAAUCAAAGACUUUAUUGAUGAGGCUGUGAAGGUUCAUAAUGAACUAAGAUCUAAACACGGUGCUAGCAAGCUGAAGCAUGCCAAGGAUUUGUCAGAAUUUGCACAGAAGUGGGCGGAGAACCUUGCAGCAAAGAACGCCUUCCAACACAGUGAUUGCAUGCUGGGUGGCGAGAGGAUAGGAGAAAACAUUUGUUGCAAAUGGUCAUCCACGGGGGCUGACUACACCGGACGCGAGGCCUGUGAGCAAUGGUACAGCGAAAUUUCCAAACAUGACUUUUCAACUGAGCCAAGGAGUCUAGGUUCAGGUCACUUCACCCAGAUGGUAUGGAAAGGAUCGCGUGAGAUGGGUAUCGGCAAGGCCAAGACGUCAAAUGGCAAGGUCAUUGUCGUGGCCAACUACAGACCUGCUGGCAAUAUUGUUGGACACUUUGUGGAAAAUGUUGCCCCAUUGAAGAAAUAAGUGUGGUCAUUGACAAAGCCAUUACACAAGAAGUAUUGCUAUGGCCAAAUAUCGUCCUACUGAGAAAAUUAAGGGAAAUUUUGCGCAACGAAAGAAAUGGUUUAGUUUACAUAUUUUUGAUUAUAUUACUGAAACUUCGAUCCAGUUAAACACAUAUAGAUGUGUAGCACCAAUGACAGAAUGUAGGCUAUAUAAAAGUGCUAUUUUUCGUACAUAUUGCUUUGGUUUUCGUCACCAGAUAUUUAUUAUAUAAAUAGUGUUGUCUUAUUUGCGAGUAAUGAACAAACGCUUUCUUUUUCUUACUGCAUAUCAUGUGGCUUUGAAAUAGUGUUAGGAAAUAUUUAGAAGUAAUAGCGUUAUUAUAAUACUUAUGCAUUUAUUUCUAUAUAACUGAUCUAUGUGUACAUUCCAACAACUGAGGCUUGCACAUGCCCUUGAAACAACCUCAAUACAUGACGUAAUGUUGUGGGUUUUACUUUGAAUUUUGGUUGUACAUUAAUCUUAUAUUGCGCUAUAAAAAUUUACCCUUCUAAAUUAUCCUACAACUGGAUAAAACAUGUUUUUAAAGUAGUUUAAUGUGAUUUUAUGUUGAACUUAUUUAUCAAUUCAUUCCAAUAUAUAUAUUUUUUCUGAUAUUAUUUUUAAAAUAUGCCAUGUAAUAUUGUGUUUUAACAUUCCAUUUUAACUUGUAUCUUUACAUUUCAUUUUAACUAUUUCGUUCAUAUCCGGAUAUUAACCUUCUAUAAGAACUAAUACUGUUGUAAAAACAUCUGUGUUCGUCCAUUAUAUUUGAUAAUAAACACAUAACUGAUA
Messenger RNA from Mya arenaria, 2501 nucleotides. RefSeq lists its product as uncharacterized. The coding region runs from base 168 to 1688 and encodes 506 amino acids. The transcript is spliced from 13 exons. NCBI's taxonomy places the organism in Eukaryota, Metazoa, Mollusca, Bivalvia, Myida, Myidae. Gene Ontology annotation, cellular component: extracellular region. The record is from RefSeq and is a predicted model, not a curated record.